Molecule: messenger RNA, 3438 nt
Organism: Engraulis encrasicolus (European anchovy)
Lineage: Eukaryota; Metazoa; Chordata; Actinopteri; Clupeiformes; Engraulidae
Gene: umodl1
Product: uromodulin-like 1
Exons: 19
Coding region: 1-3438 (1145 amino acids)
Cellular component (GO): cell surface; extracellular region
Molecular function (GO): protein binding; peptidase inhibitor activity; calcium ion binding
Source: RefSeq, a predicted model, not a curated record
AUGCUUCACGGUGUCGCUGUUUCUGUCUGGCUAGCUGCGUUCACCGUAGGUUUUGCUCUUGGACACAACACACGUUUUGAAGGUUAUGAUCUCUCCCGGUCGGGCUAUCACCUGUGUGCUGAGAACCAGACCAUCGUCACGUCCUCUGUGUCGUCCUACGUGACUGCGUACGUCCAGAGGAGGCCGUGUGGUGGGUGGCUUCCCUGGAGGACGUGCGAGGUGACGCUGUACAAGGUGGCAUACCGCUCCCUCCAGGUCACCACACAGAGAGAGGUCAUCCAGUGUUGCCCUGGCUACGAACAAGUGGCGAGCUACUGUGCCCUGCCUCUGAACAACAGUGCAGUGUUCACUGCCAAGCCGGGCUCCUGUCCCCAGGCCGUGCCCGAGCCCGAGUGUGACACCACGCCCCGCUGCAGAUGGGACACAGACUGCCCCCAGUGGCAGAAGUGCUGCCAGGCCUCUAUGGAGCGCUACUGCACUGACCCGGAACCCCCAGCAGGUCAGGGAUGGUCCUUCAAUGUGACGGUAACAGUGAAGGUAGACUUCCGGCGGAUGUCUGCCAACAAUGAGACAGGUCUAUUCAACCACACCAGGAUACUGCACUCUGUGGUGUCAGGUGCUCUGAACUCCUCCACUGUGGGCGUGUACCAUGUUGAGUCCUGGAGCUACAGCUCCUUCACCACCUCCUCCUCCCUCCUCAUUGGUUCCCCGGCGCCUCUCGCACUACCAGAGGUGGCCACCAGGCUGCAGCGUCUCCUCAGGGACAUAGAGGAAGUGGCCGCUGUAGUCGUGCAAGAUGUGGAUGAGUGCUCCCAUGAGGGAUUGAAUGGGUGUCCUCCUGACUGGGAGUGUAGCAACACCGAGGGCUCAUACCAGUGCAGACCCAGACCUGCUGCACCCACCACCUACACCAACACUUCCACCACCACUGUAGUACCUCAGGUGGUCCGUGUCACCCCCUUCAACGUCACCGGCUCCUCCUUCUGCCUCACCUGGGCAGUGGAGCCUGAGGCGCCAGGUGACCUCACCUUCCAGGUGCUCAUCAUGCAGGGCCAGACACAGGUGCGGAACUGGACGCAGACCUCCCGGACACAGGUGGAGGUUCAGGACCUGCAGCCUGGGGUCCUCUACAGGGUCUGUGUGACCCCCUACACAGCCACAUGCGGAGCGCCUGGAGACAUGGUGGAGGUCAUGGUGAAAACAGAAGCGAAGAUGCUGAAGGCUGUAUCCCGACUGACUAACGUGGAGUUCACCGCAUCCCUGCUGGACCCAGACAGCCCAGAGUACAAGAACCUCUCCCAGAGCAUUGAGGCCGAGAUCCUGCAGUCCCUCCCUCCAGAUAUCCAGGCCCUGGUGGACUCUGGGCUGGUCCGAGUGGUCGUCACCGGCUUCUCCAACGGCAGCGUGGUGGUGGACUUUGACCUUGUCUUCGUUCCGAGCGAGAGUCAGGACAUCUUGGCUGUGUCCAAAUCCCUCAUGGCCUCUCUGCAGAACAGCUCCAAAUACACCGUGGACGCCAGCAGCUCUAUCAUACAAGAUGUGAAUGAGUGUGGCCGUGGGGAGGUGGACUGCUCCCCCGAUGCCAAGUGUGACAACACCUACGGAGGGUACGAGUGUGUGUGUCAGGACGGCUUUGAAGACAACAACCCCAGCAGACCGGGGCGCUCCUGCUCAGGUGCCAAAAAACCCCACUACUGUACCCACAACACACACUGCUGCACCCGUUACAACAGCCAUCACAGCAACCACGCCACCUACCACAACAACCACGCCACCUACCACAACAACCAUGCCAGUCACCAUAACAACCACGCCAGUCUCCAUAACUACCAUGCCAACCUCCACCACAACCAUGCCACCUUCCACAACAACCAUGCCACCUACCAUAACCAUGCCAGUCACCAUAAAAACCAUGCCACCUUCCACAACAACCAUGCCACAUUCCACAACAACCACCCCACCCCCCACAUCAACCAUGCCACCUACCACCACAACCGUGUCAUCCACUACCACAACAACCAUGCCAGUCACCAUAACAACCAUGCCACCCACCACAACAACCAUGCCACCCACUACCACAACAACCAUGCCAACCACCACAACAACCAUGCCACCUACCAUAACCAUGCCACAGACACACCAUCUAACAACCCCACCACAACCUCUACCACCCCCAUCCCCAUCCCCACUCCCAGCCCCAGCCCCACCACAACCUCUACCACUCCCACUCCCAGCCCCAGCCCCACCACGACACAUACCACACCAUUUACAUCAACAACAACACAUACCAUGUCAACCACCACCCAGGCCAAACCGCCUGCUACCACAUCAACUACCACAUCAACUACCACAACUACGAUAGCCACUACUACCACAGAGGUCCCGGUGAUCAUCCGCUCGUCCACCAUCUCCUUGGAGUGUAACCUGGGCUACAUGGCGGUGUGGGUGGCGCGGAGCUUCCUGUCGGAGAAGAGGAUGGCUGCGGAGGCGUUGUAUCUGGGCGUGCCGGAGUGCGGCGUCAACAAUGAGAACAGCACACACGUGGAGCUGGUGGCCGAGUGGAACGGAUGCGGCACACAGCUGAGCAAGAACGCCACCCACAACAUAGUACAGGGGAUGCUGUAUAAUAGCAUGGAGCUCCACACCUGGCCUGAUGGCUCACAGAGCGUGCCCUCGGCGCGCCUAGAGGUGCCCAUCCUCUGCACCUACGUCAGGAACGAGACCAUCUCCGCGGGAUCAGCUAACGGCUAUGAGAUGAUCAACGGUGUCGUCCAGGGUUCUGGAAAGUUCCAAGUCACCGUGCGACUGCUGAACGGCUCUGUGCCACUUCCAGAGAACUACACACUGGCCGCCGACGAGAUGGUGAUGCUGGAGGUGAGCCUCAACUCCUCCAUCAGCCAGAUCAGUGUGGUGCUGAACAGGUGCUGGGCAACAGAGUCAUACAACCCACAACAACAACCACAAUACACCUUCCUACAGAACAGCUGUCCUGUGAAUGAGCAGUACACCACCGUCCUCCAGAACGGUAACGCCACCACGGCCCUGCUGAACGUCAAGAUCUUCUCCAUUGUGGACGCCAGUGUUGACAGCAUCUACCUGCACUGCCAGAUAGAGAUUUGCUUCAGGACAGGCGACGACUCCUGCAGACCGGACUGCGGGGAGCCCCGGCUGGCUUUGGCUCGUCUGGGCAACAUGGUGGGGACAGCCAAGGGCUCAUGUGGACCCUUCCACCGAUCACCCUACUACAUGAUGUCCGAGGAGCAGCAGAAUGAGCUGUUGUGGACCAUCGGCUUCAGCAUCCUGGGCGUGGGGCUGGUCCUGCUCGUAGUGGGCACCGUGGUCGGGGCCUUCUUCUACAAGCGCCGCAUCGGCACGUACGACCUCAACAUCAGACCCCGACAGGAGGACUUCUCUUACAACAUCUUUAGCACCUCCUAG